Messenger RNA from Adineta steineri, 1104 nucleotides. The record is from the annotation of a GenBank genome assembly. Lineage: Eukaryota; Metazoa; Rotifera; Eurotatoria; Adinetida; Adinetidae.
AUGUCUUUUCAUACUGUCGUUAUCGAUGCUCAGCUUGAGCCAGCUAAGGUUAAAUUUCAUUCUGUUCAACCACAGUCGUACGUGGAACGAUAUUGGCUUGGUAAAGUCGAGGAAAAUCGCGACAUUAUUGACGAAUCAUUUAAGAACUAUUCGUCCUUAUACACAAUUGCCAAUGGACCGCAUACCGAAACGUCAUCGAAUGCUGUUUUACAAGCAUUUGUUUCGGCUUACAAUCAACAUCAUGACAUUGUUCUAUCGCCUGACGAUAUGUGGAUGGUUGUAUGCAUGAAAUUUGCUGAAUAUGUCAAUAAAAACUCUGAGCAACUCCGUUCACUUUUUGUUGAACAUGAAGAAGGAAAAAUAAAAUUGACUGUUCAAGACUUCCAGAGUGAAAAUCAGUGGGAUCACUUUUUUGAUGCGAUGAAGGUGGAGAUCGCGAAAAAUACUAAAGGUGAUGUGUGUCGUGUAUUGACCGCUGAUUUUACAACUACAGGCAAAGUUGAAUCGAUCCUUUCAACGGCAUGCAUUAUGCAUGCAUUCAAACCUUACUUUGACUAUAAUCGAAUGAUGUGUAUCUGUGGAAUUCGACAAGUGCAUUUUAUGGGUACUCUUGCAGACUGGCAGUCGCUCUAUGCUAAGACACAACAAUUACAAUUAUUUAGUAACGGCGAAUUUCGCACCUAUAUAGAAGGUGUUUUACCCAUAUUUAAGGAAUUUAUUCAAACUUAUCAAGGUAAUGUGAAUAAUGAAUUUUGGAUCAAAAUAUGUGACAUCACUCGUGACAUGGGUCUGGAUUAUGGCGGUGGAGGAUCCGGAAAACUGAUUACUGGUUGGAUCUUACAGUUAUUUGGUUUAAAGGCAGGUGAUAUUCGUGAUCCAGAUGAUAUAAAACUGCCCAAUAUUCGUGUUCCGGUCAAGCUUGAAGAUGAAAAAAGUGGCAAGGUGACGCAGUGUUAUAUCGUCGGAGGGUUUCAUGGUAUUUAUUCGACUGAAAAUCGACACAAACCGGUAAUGAGUCUAUCGGUCAUUCAAGAGAUCCAGCCGUCUAUGUCAAAAGAAGAAAUGUCGGCUAAAGACAAAGGUGGACAUUAUGGUUAUAUAUAG